AAUUUUAACGGAACGUUUGACAAGAUAAGUUAUUGAAAUCGUGUAGUAAGCGUUAGCAUUUUUUUCUUAUUUGUAGAGUUUGUGUCAAAUUAUAAAAAAAUAAAUAAUUGUUAACGCAAACCCACAUCACAAGGUGUUAAAAGAUGGGUCGAAAACGAAAAAUACCAAUUGCAGAUGAAGAAAAAGAAAAUACAGUUGCUGCAAGUCGUCAGCGGGGUGGUGCUGUAAGUGCUACAGCCAGCAAUUCGAUGAUGUUGCACGGCCCCAUGUACACAAUAAUGUCCAAUGUGCAAUUAAAUGAAACUAGCCACAAAAAAUAUGUUAAGGAAUUGAAGCAACUGUACGCCAAGAUGGAUCAUGAUGCAUUCAUGUUUACGUUCAUCAAAAUGAUAAAAACUGCAAUGGUGGCCGAUGAGGGUAAUGAGUACGCAGAAACGACAUUAUUAUUUUGUUCUAAAUUUGUAAGUUCAUAUGAUGGGGAAGAUACACAUCCUGUGUUGAUUGAUAUGUGCAAGUGGCUGCUUACGACCAUUUCGCGCAAUCCACACAUACGUUUUCGCAUUUGUCAAUUUGUGAACAUGAUACUUAAAGCGCUUGGUCAAGAAGCCGCACUAGAUGAUGCAAUAUGCGAUCGUAUAUUAGAAUAUAUGCUGCAUCGUUUACAUGAUACUUCGCCGAAUGUGCGUGUGCAAGCAAUAUUGGCAAUGCAACGUUUGCAAGUACCAGACAAUCCGGACGAUCCAGUGCUGCGUGCUUAUCAGUUUCACCUUUGCUCUGAUCCAUCCUCACGUGUGCGACAAGCUGUAAUAACAUGUAUGGGACGCAACUAUCAUACUAUACCUUAUAUACUGGAUCGAUUGUGGGACAUUGACGAGAAAGUGCGUCGACAUACAUAUUUACACAUGAGUAGUUACCCGGUGCGUUCAUAUAAGGUGUCACAGCGUUUGACCUUACUACAGCAGGGACUUAACGAUCGUUCCGAAGCUGUACGCAAAGUGGUAGUCACAAUAAUGUUACAACAGUGGAUAGAAUCUUACCAAAAAGAUCUUAUUGCUCUAAUAGCGGCUUUAAAAUUAGAUUCUAGUGAGAGUGAAAUUGAUCGUUUUCGUAAAGUGACAAAGCAGACACUGAAGGAGUUAUUUAAGCGUCAGAAAAAAAACGACUUGAUUGCCUGUGUGCCAUUAGAUGAAGAUGGUGAAAUGCAUCGUUUGGUGCCAUACGAAAAACUAUCCAUGGAAAUUGCUUUGUAUUGGCAAUCUUUGACCGAGUUUUUGCAAACGGAAUUGGCCGAAGAGCACGAUUUAAUUGUGCCCGAAUUGAGCACAUUCUGUACUUAUGUGGAGAACUUCUGCCAUUUACAAAAAGCGGACAUGGACAAAUUUGAGCUAAUGGAAUUUCAAUACAAACUGCUCUCGCUCACUGAAAUGCUCUACACAUUCGAUUUGGGUGAUGAAAUUGGCCGUGGUAAUCUACAGAAACUUUUGGCGUAUCUUUUGAAAACAUUCCGUCUGGAUGAGAAGGUGAUCGAGAUGAUCGUACGCUGCACCGAAAAUCUAAUAACUGAUCAAAAUGCGCGUAUACAGUUUAUUGUGGAAAUCGUGCAAGAUAUAUGCGGUUUAAAUAACAAGCAAAAUGAUCUAUUGCACGAUCGCACGUUAAUCACUGAACUAUUAGCGACUUCCUCAAAUGCCGAUCUAAAUUUGAAAUUAUCAUCGCUAAAAGUGAAAAUUCUCGAUUUGGAAGAACAAGAAAUGAAUUUCGUAAAGCAAAAAGAUUAUAUGCGUGCACAACAAAUAACUGAAGAGAAGCUCACUGCUACUGAAGAAUAUGCAAACUUAUUGCAACCACUUUUGGAGAAUCAUCCCAAUGCUGAUGCGUUAAAUCGCCCGUUACAACUGCGUAAAACAUUGAAACCCGAGUGCAUAUUGAAGAGUUUACAAAUUGCCUUCCACAUGGUCGUUUCACCCAAAGUGCGUUCACUCAAUCCGAGCAUUUUGAAAUUGUAUAAUGAUUUCAUAUGUCGCCAUCUUGCUUCGAAUCAAAUAGCCAUACGUGAUUGGGCGCUGAAAUGCGGUACAGCCUGCAGUAUGCUGUACGAGGUGUUGGCCAAGGAUGUAUUCGAGGAGUUGUAUUCACAAUUUUUCAAAAAUCACAAUAUUCGCAUAUGGGAGACGUCAAUAACGUGUAUUUUUGAACUGCUGGACAGAUACGGUUUGGAUAAUUUCGCCAAACAAGAGGACCAAAAUAAAACGAAGAAAAGUGGCCGCCAGCUAUACAACACAUUAGAAUUUCUGGAUAGCGAAGAUGAUUCGAAUGUGCUGAGCGCCGGUCAGGGUGUGGAUGUCAUCUAUAUGAUGUCACACUUUCUCGACACUUGCGAUGACACAUGCAUCGUUAGUGCCAUCAUUGUUGGCUUCUGUCGCCUCAUAUUACGUGGCUACAUCAAGUCUAGCGAUAUCAUUGAAAAAUUGCUGCUGCGUUAUUUUAAUCCAAGCACCGAUGCAAAUAUUAACCAAAUCUUGGGCGUUUUUCUCGAAAAUCUUAUUCAAUGCAAGCGGCAUGGUUUGCUACAGCCUUGUCUGCUGCCAAUGUUGACCACUGUAUUAAGUGCCCCUUAUGAGAAUCCGCUGCACGAGAUACGCCCCGAAACUAUAACACGUUUCAUCAUCGACUCCACACGGCAGGAGAGUUCGUCCAUAACCGACGGCUGGAUACACAAUAAAAUCGCCGAAACUAUAUUGCAAGAGAUGUUGAACAAUUUGACCAACAAAGACUUGUGCAAGCUGCUGGCCAAAGAGCUCAUCACGCUCGAGUUGAGUGUCACACAGAAUGAACAGCUGAAGCGUGAAAUGAAAGAAACCGCCGAUAAGUUGAUAACGGCUGAUCUUGAUCCGCGAACAAUCAAGCUCAUCAUAGACUUUAAAGGUCUCGUCGAUGGCACGUACAAUCCUGCCCACAAGGCGGCAGCAAACGAUUCCGAAGGCGAAGAGGACAGCAAUGAUGAGACAGUGAACGACAACGACACAGCAAUCGGACAGACUGCACGUGGUAAAGCGGCGGCAGUGAGUGAGAAGGUGGAUGAGCCAACACGACAACCGCCGCCACAGCCACCACCUGAUGGCACAGAAAGUGUUGCUACGCUAUCAGAGGACAUUGCUGCUGACGCCGCUACUGAGUUGGCGUCACAGCCUGCUACUUCGAGCGAAGAAAUGGCGCCUACUGUCUCGGAUACGCGCACAGUCGCUGAGCAAGCCGCCGAUGGUGGCAUAAUAACGAAGGAUAUCUCACCGUCGGCGCGUGUGCCGACAACAUAUGGACGCGAGAAUCGCGUGGGUCACCGUUAUCUGCGCAAAUCGUUGAAUUCAACACGUGGCCAAUCGGACAACGAGGCGGCUGAUGGACCGCCACGCUCGCCGAAGAUACGCAUUGAGGCGCGCAUAGAUUCCGAUAAGAAAUCUGAGCAACCAGCACGUGAAGAGCACCAAGUGCGCAAUACACGUGUGAGACGCAAUUUACGUUAUGCCGAAAAGAAUAACGCAGCGGAGGAGGAAGCCGCAGAGCCGACUAAGGAUGCGGCAAAAGGGCGUAAUAAGCGACGUGCAAACCUGCCAACACUUAAUGUUGACGUCGACGACACUGAAUCAAAUUCAAAAACAAAUAGCGAUGCAGCAGUUGGCCAAAGCCAAGCAACGACAACGCGUAGCGCCUCAAGUCCAGCUAAGCGGCAAACGAAGGAGUCCAGCAAACAGCAAACCGUCGAGCAGUCGGCGCCGAAAACCGAUAAACCAGAGAAAGCAAAGGAAGUGCAGCAAGAGCCGGCGAAGGCGCAGCCGAAGGAAUCAAUAAAAACGCGGAGCAAGGAGCAAGAAAAAGCGAAAUUACCGCCGCCGGCAACCAGGCUGCUGGCGCGUGCGGCGACACGAAGCGCCGCCAAAAACAACGAAGUCGAAGAGCAGCUCAAUACAUCCGAUGUUGUACCGCCUUCACCGCCGGCGGUAAUGUCACCGCGCACCAUAGUGCGACGUCAACGGCGUGCCGGUGGUGGUGACAUAUCCGUGGCGAAUCUAACGGAAACGCAACGUCGUGCCACACGCAGUCAGUCAAAUCAAUCGGCGCCGAAUCAAGACACUGACACAACUGAAGACGAGGCUGAAGACCGAACUGACACUGUAAACCAACAACCAACUAACACCGAAUCCACCAGCGUGACAAAAGCCCUGACGUCAGCACGCGUCAAUUUGAAACGAACGUUCUGCUCAACACCAAAGCCGACUGGCGCCGCAACCGCCGACGUGGUGCCUUAUUCGCCACGUUUAGAGUCGCCGCUUUUGAAGCGUCUACGUGCUGAAACGCCAGCUAAGAAACAGUUGCGUCCGCGCCGUGGCAACUCCUCGCCACCGCCCAGCGAGCCGUUGAAAGAAAAUGCAACAAAGGAGAACAGCACUGAAGUGGUCGGACCAACACGCAGAAGUGAGCGACAACGCUCUACUUCGCUUACAAUACCAGAGCCAGAGAAAAACACUGAAGCGACAAGAAAGUCUGCUGGAGCGAAAGCAAGCGCUUCAAGUGAUUCGAAUUUGACGACAAACGCAAGCUCCGCAACGCGCACCCGUUCCGCGACAAGUGUUGCCGUGUUAACACCCGCGGAUACCGCUGCGCAGCGCACACGAUCGGCCAAGCGCACGAGCGUUAAUGCUGACGCGGAUGCAGCUGAUAAAUCUAGCUCCGCAACCAGCGUGGAAGCUGACGACGCUUCAAAAUCCGCUACGCGUAAAGCUGAGGAUGCGAGAACCAAAUCUGCGCCGCGCGCCAAUAGUGAGUCCGCUACGGAUGUCACAAACAAAACGCGCACGCGCUCUGCUACUCGCUCGACAGCGGACACAACAUCCGUUGUGCGCGCCAAAAAACACGCUGAUACUCCCAGCGCAGACGAUAAAGACAACAGCGCGCCGAAGGAGAAACGUCGCAAAAGCAACAACAAUGAAGAUGUGAGUACGCCGUCACCGCAACGCGGCGGCAUGAUGACACGGCGGCGUUUGUCGAUGAGCGGUGGCAAUUUGGAUGAUGCUGGUGGCGACACUAGCGACAAUGAGACCGCCAGUGAAGUUACACAACGCAGGCGUUCAUUGCGCGAUAGAAGCGCCACUGAUGCAGCCAAAGAAGCAUCCAUGGCGCCUCCUACAAGCAAACCUCAGCAACAGGCGAGUAAAAUACCAGUACGCGCCUCAAGCAGCAGCAUUGUGAAGACGCGACACGCCGCUCGCAACGUCUCCUCAUCGCUGGUAUUGGCACCGAAAACGGUCGAGUCGAACUCGAGCAGCGGCAGUGGCAGUUCCAGCACGGAAGAGGCUAUGAAGACAUUGGGCGCGGUGCUAUUGCGCAAGCGCGCGCUCACCACCAAAGUGACGCGCAUCCACUUGGCGCAGCGCACCAAGGGCAAUCCAGUGCCGAUGGAGUUGGCGCGUCCGACGCGUCUACGUGCGCCCGCCAGCAAUUUGUCAACUUCGAAUUUGAGGGCGAAGAAGCUUUAAAAGCGUACCAAGUGGUUGCUUCAAAUAAUGGAUAGUGAAGGCAUCUUUACGAAAUUAUGAAAUUACACACUACUACUUACACAUACAUAUAUUAUAUAUUUAUACACUUUUUUUUUCAAAUUCUCGUAGAAAAACUUACCGUUUUUAGCUUAUAACCCCGUAGUAUAAUUUUUACAUCUUCUACACUUUCCUUAUACCUAGACAUAUUUAGUUUUUGAUUUAUUUUUAUAAAAUUAUAAAAGCAUGCGCUUAAGUAAUAUUUAAAUUUUAACCAGCAUUAUCGAUUAUUAUGUAUUAUAACGCUUUAGCCAAUAAA
Molecule: messenger RNA, 5847 nt
Organism: Zeugodacus cucurbitae (melon fly)
Lineage: Eukaryota; Metazoa; Arthropoda; Insecta; Diptera; Tephritidae
Gene: Cap-G
Product: condensin complex subunit 3
Exons: 14
Coding region: 144-5531 (1795 amino acids)
Biological process (GO): mitotic chromosome condensation
Cellular component (GO): condensed chromosome; condensin complex; cytoplasm
Source: RefSeq, a predicted model, not a curated record